Messenger RNA from Punctularia strigosozonata HHB-11173 SS5, 774 nucleotides. RefSeq lists its product as uncharacterized. Bases 1 to 774 code for a protein of 257 amino acids. The record is from RefSeq and is a predicted model, not a curated record. The transcript has 5 exons. Lineage: Eukaryota; Fungi; Basidiomycota; Agaricomycetes; Corticiales; Punctulariaceae.
AUGCCUGCAGGCGCUAUAAUGGGGGCGGCGCUGAUCCUUCUACUAGGCCAGACAGACCAGGAUUUCUUAUUCAUGUUCCAAAUCACCGUCAAUUCCCUGAAGCUGUCGGAGCUUCCAGAUGAAACUGUUAUCGUUGAGUCCGCAAAAGCCCUGAUAGAGAGUACAACAGUCUGGAAACGGGGGAAAACGUAUUCAGACGGGAAAGUCCAGACUUUCUAUCGCUCAAAGGAAGGACUCGAUGGUGCAAACUGGUAUGGCCGAGUGAGCGAACACAGCAGAUCGGAAGGAACCUUCGACGAAUUCUGGGGCAAACUCGCUAUCGACAAGAUUGCAAAUGAGAAGCAAUACAGCCAAGGCAUCGACGUAGUAACGCGGCUGCAGGACAUCUCACUAUCAACAACUCUGUGGUCAAUGUACUCAAUCCUUCCGAAGCCUGCGGCUGCCCGUGUCUUCACUUCAUUACAAAUUUCACGCUUGGAGGGGGAUGGGUUGCGAAUAGGUUAUGUUGUCAUGCUCCCGGUCGACCUUUCCGACGAGCCAGAGCUCUCCGAACGAGAGCAAAAGGGCGCCGUUCAAGGGCGGUGCGCAAAAGUAGAGCGAAUCAUGGAACUCCCCAACGGCAACGUCGAAUGGAGAUGCGCUUGCUCUCUAACGGUCGGGGGCAACAUUCCGGCGUUUGUGGUCGAAAGGAUGCUUCCCGGCAGCGCAGCGCAGGGCGUGCAGGACCUCGUGAAAUACCUCGCUGCUGAGCGAGAAGCUGAUGCCGCGACAUGA